UUACAGAUUUCUCGACCGUAAAACUUUAUUCGUGUGUUGACCACAAACUGUGAAGGUGAUGGUACCGAUCUAGUUGGCGCAGACGAAAACAAAAGUGACUUGUUUUUGUUAUACAGGCCGACUUGAUGACAGUUUUUUUGGAUAUCUUUACCAGAACGCGAACCCCCGAAAUGUUGUUCUUGUACCCCAUACUUUUUAUUCUUCCUGCAAUGGCUUCAGCUCGUAUUGAUUGCUCGAGAGAGUCCUACGACGAGUGUAUUCGAAUAGCUGAUCCUUUGGUCAAACAGCCCCAUUUGAUAUUCCCUGAUAACAUGAACGACAUUGACAUUGUAUGCAGAACUUGGAAUAAAUUCGUUGAUUGUUUGAAAUACUACACCGAUAAUUGUUUCACUGAACAACAAAGACGUCAGUUUAAUAAAGCAGUGGAAGAUUCGAUUGAAAGUGUGCACCAGAUGUGUGUACAACCCAGCUACCAGAAAGAGUACCUCCAAUACGCCCCAUGUAUCAAAAGUACCAUCACAGAACCCGUCCAUUGUGGCUCGCAGUAUAAUCUUCUUGUGGACCAAGUCGCUCAAGGUGAAAUCAUCUCAAAAUCGACUUUGUGUUGCUCACAUGACCGCUUCAAGCAGUGUAUUUUGAGAGAAACGCGCCGAUUAUGUGACCGAAACGCCGCCGAAGGCCCCGCCUUAAAAUUUGCAACUCAUAUAAUCGACAAGGCUUUGAGUUUCCUCCAAGACCAAUGUUACAACUACAUCCCUAAUUCCGGCGAUUGCACAACUCUCACCACCGAUUCACAACCCUUUUCCGACCCUUUAUCAAUCUCAACGUCAUCUAGCGAAGUUUACCCGUGGAGCACCAUCCAAGACAUCGCCCCGAAAGAAAUCCCUCCAUCACGGGUAACUCCUCCGAAACCGUCCACAACUUCAACAUGGCUGCCAUCGUCCAGUAUGACUCCAAACUCGGAAGCUUCCCCCACCCAAAUGCUAGGUUCUCGGACACGCCCCGCAUCUUUUGGUCGAGCAAGCAGUUGGUCGGACACGCCCACGGGGAUGUCUACAACUCCAUCCUCGCGUCCUGAUUGGGCAACAGUGGCGAGUUGGAGCCCUCAGAGUGAGAGUGAUAAGACCACCACGUGGUAUCCGGCUGCUGGUACCGAACUGGGGAACCAAGUUGAAGAACCCAACCAGCAAGGGCUGACCAAACCCAGGAAUGGGGCCGCGACAAAGGGGUUAGGUGUGGCUGUGGCCCUUUUGGCGGCGAUAGGGCUUCUAGGGUAGGCCAAGGGCGAAGGAAGGAAGUACAAGAGCAAUAAUUUAUUUUGACAGCACUAGUCAGAUUACCAAAUAGUCCGAUGUACUUGAUUUUAAUAAACUUAUUAUUUUCUGA
Tribolium madens (black flour beetle) is the source of this 1386-nucleotide messenger RNA. RefSeq lists its product as uncharacterized. Lineage: Eukaryota; Metazoa; Arthropoda; Insecta; Coleoptera; Tenebrionidae. The transcript is spliced from 5 exons. The coding region runs from base 126 to 1277 and encodes 383 amino acids. The record is from RefSeq and is a predicted model, not a curated record.